CGGGCUAGCGGUUAGAGGCGGGGCGGGCUCCUCGGAGCGGCCCGGGACUGGAGUCAGAAUCGUUUGGAUUCGGCCUCGCGGUUCCAACCAUGGGUUUGUCUGCGUCUACCCCUGCUGUUGCAGUUCAGACCUCAAAUGCUUCUGAUCAUCAGACAGCAUCCCCGCCUUCAGGAUGCCCCAUGCAUGAAGGGAAAAUGAAAGGCUGUCCAGUGAGUGCGGAGCCACCUGAGCCAACUUGUGAGAACAAAACGAGCUCUGUGCCCACCCACCAGGACCGUGCAUAUGAGUACGUGGAGUGCCCUGUCACCGGCGCCGUGGCCGGCAGUAAGGAGGACCUGGACCCUUCUAACCUGAUGCCGCCACCCAACCAGAUGCCGGCCCCGGAUCAGCCAUUUGCGCUGUCUACGGUGAGGGAGGAGUCAUCCAUUCCGAGAGCAGAUUCAGACAAAAAGUGGGUUUAUCCUUCUGAACAGAUGUUCUGGAACGCGAUGUUACGCAAAGGGUGGAAGUGGAAGGAUGACGAUAUUAGUCAGAGAGAUAUGUACAAUAUCAUCAAAAUUCACAAUCAGAAUAACGAGCAAGCCUGGAAGGAGAUUUUGAAGUGGGAAGCCCUUCAUGCUGCGGAGUGUCCUUGUGGUCCAUCGUUGAUCCGGUUCGGAGGUAAAGCGAAAGAGUACUCACCAAGGGCGAGAAUCCGUUCCUGGAUGGGGUACGAGUUGCCUUUUGACAGGCACGACUGGAUCAUCAACCGCUGUGGGACAGAAGUCAGGUAUGUCAUCGACUACUACGACGGUGGCGAAGUUAACCAGGACUACCAGUUCACCAUCCUGGACGUCCGGCCCGCUUUGGAUUCUUUUUCGGCGGUGUGGGACAGGAUGAAGGUCGCGUGGUGGCGCUGGACCUCGUAA
This is a messenger RNA of Puma concolor (puma), 908 nucleotides long. The record is from RefSeq and is a predicted model, not a curated record. NCBI's taxonomy places the organism in Eukaryota, Metazoa, Chordata, Mammalia, Carnivora, Felidae.